GCGAUGAGAUUAUAGACUCGUCGCACGGGACUAUUGAUUCUGACUGAGGAGAGGUCAAUUCAGCGAUCGACUGCUGAUGCAAUAUAUCCAGAGCAAUUGCCGGGAUGUAUCAGCAUUGCAGUGAUUGGCCACAAUGGGGGAGAUGCUCAGUAAUCCUUAUGAAGUAUUCGCUCGGUUGUUCCGGAUCGGACUGGGGGAUCGACUGGGUUGGAAAAUGCAGUUUUUGCCCACUAUUUUCUUAUGGCUGCAGUUAGAGUUCCCACCGUCGUUGCUUUUUUUUCUUAUUUUUUUUUUUUCCCCUUCCCUUUUGCACCCUCGUUUGAGGGAAAUGUUGGUUGUGGGGGAGAUGCAGCCGCGGACGACUAACCUGUAGGACUAGUGACGCCCCAUCCCCGCAUGAAGGACCGC
Aspergillus costaricaensis CBS 115574 is the source of this 408-nucleotide messenger RNA. RefSeq lists its product as uncharacterized. The coding region runs from base 134 to 373 and encodes 79 amino acids. The record is from RefSeq and is a predicted model, not a curated record. NCBI's taxonomy places the organism in Eukaryota, Fungi, Ascomycota, Eurotiomycetes, Eurotiales, Aspergillaceae. The transcript has a single exon.